Messenger RNA from Archocentrus centrarchus (flier cichlid), 790 nucleotides. RefSeq names its product protein phosphatase 3 (formerly 2B), regulatory s1ubunit B, alpha isoform, b (gene ppp3r1b). The record is from RefSeq and is a predicted model, not a curated record. The transcript has 5 exons. Lineage: Eukaryota; Metazoa; Chordata; Actinopteri; Cichliformes; Cichlidae. Gene Ontology annotation, molecular function: calcium ion binding. Bases 71 to 562 code for a protein of 163 amino acids.
AGGGCUUAGAGCGAGGCACCGGGAGCUCCUGCAGCACAAGCAUUACUGCAGUGAAGCCCAGCAAGCAGCCAUGGCCGGCACGAAGCAGGAAGCCGACGCUGAUGAGAUUAAGAGGCUGGGAAGGAGAUUUAAGAAACUCGACCUGGAUGACUCCGGGUCCCUGAGCGUGGAGGAGUUCAUGUCCCUGCCGGAGCUCCAGCAGAAUCCCCUGGUGCAGCGAGUCAUCGACAUAUUGGACACCGAUGAAAACGGGGAAGUCGACUUUAAAGAGUUCAUUGAAGGAGUCUUUCAGUUCAGCGUCAAAGGGGACAAAGAGCAGAGGCUGCGCUUUGCCUUCAGGAUCUAUGACAUGGACAAGGAUGGCUACAUCUCCAACGGAGAACUCUUCCAGGUCCUGAAGAUGAUGGUGGGCAGCAACCUGAAGGACACGCAGCUGCAGCAGAUUGUCGACAAAACCAUCCUGAACGCUGACAAAGACGGAGACGGCAGGAUCUCCUUUGAGGAGUUCUGUGCGGUCGUCAGUGGAAUGGACAUUCACAAAAAGAUGGUGGUGGACAUCUGAGAGCCGUUGGACUGAGUUUGGACUGUUUGUUUUAAACAUUUUUAAAACAUUUUUAACUUGAUUUUUUUUUAAUACAAAAGCUACAACAGUUAAGUUAACUAAUGUGUCUGUUUACAUAUGAAGACAGCUUAAAAAAAUCUGAUCUAAUAGAGCUUGUAUAAUGUUAUAUUUCAUAUAUUAUUGUACUGUUUCUCUGUAUGAUAAUAAAAUAAAAUGAACAUGUACACA